UAUGGACUGCUUUUUUUUAUGCGUGUUCAUCUUUACUAAUCACAAUAGUCAACAAAACUGUCCUCACUUCUUAUGAGUUCCCUAGUUAUCAAGUGUUAGCCAUGGGACAGAUGUUGACGACUGUGGUCGUUUUAUUUGUUGGUAAACAGUUUUAAUGUAAUUAAAUACCCAGACUUCAAUUCUAGGACCGUUGUGGAAAUCUCACCGUUACCAUUGAUAUACUUAGGAAAUAUGGUUUUUGGUCUGGGCGGAACUAAGGAACUCAGUCUGCCAAUGUUUACAAUGCUGAGAAGAUUUGCCAUAUUGAUGACAAUGAUUGCUGAAUUUUAUGUUCUUAAUAUCCGUCCAAAAUUGUCAGUUAAAAUAUCUGUCGCUCUUAUGAUAAUAGGAGCGAUGAUCGCCGCAGGAAAUGAUCUCGGCUUCAAUUUUGAAGGUUAUUGUUUUGUUUUGGCAAAUGAUUUCCUUACGGCGGCCAACUGUGUAUUUACUAAAAAGAAACUGAACACUCAGAAGGAGAUGGGAAAGUACGGAUUGAUGUUUUACUGUGCUGUGUUAAUGCUGCCUCUGUCGGUGCUUCUCAACUUUGGCAUGGGAGAACUGCAAAGGGUAUGUGAGUUUGAGUACUGGUCAGAUGCUAUGUUUAUAAUUCAGUUCCUACUCUCUUGCACAAUGGGGUUCAUUUUGAAACUACAGUGUAAUGUUGUGUACCCAGUAUAAUUCUGCACUAACAACAACUAUUAUGGGGUGCUUAAAAAACAUUCUUGUAACUUAUUUAGGAAUGUUUAUUGGUGGAGAUUAUAAAUAUAGUCUGACGAACUUU
This is a messenger RNA of Homalodisca vitripennis (glassy-winged sharpshooter), 820 nucleotides long. RefSeq names its product UDP-sugar transporter UST74c (gene frc). Bases 232 to 717 code for a protein of 161 amino acids. The transcript has a single exon. The record is from RefSeq and is a predicted model, not a curated record. Gene Ontology annotation, cellular component: Golgi apparatus. NCBI's taxonomy places the organism in Eukaryota, Metazoa, Arthropoda, Insecta, Hemiptera, Cicadellidae. Gene Ontology annotation, molecular function: antiporter activity; GDP-fucose transmembrane transporter activity.